This is a messenger RNA of Oryctolagus cuniculus (rabbit), 3635 nucleotides long. RefSeq names its product calcitonin receptor (gene CALCR). Gene Ontology annotation, cellular component: plasma membrane; axon. The record is from RefSeq and is a predicted model, not a curated record. NCBI's taxonomy places the organism in Eukaryota, Metazoa, Chordata, Mammalia, Lagomorpha, Leporidae. Gene Ontology annotation, molecular function: calcitonin receptor activity. Gene Ontology annotation, biological process: cell surface receptor signaling pathway; positive regulation of cytosolic calcium ion concentration; adenylate cyclase-activating G protein-coupled receptor signaling pathway.
GCGGGCUGCGCUGAAGUCGGGAGAAGUUUGCGCGCAGCUUCAGAGCCCGGCGCGUGCUGCAGGCGCCCGCAAGGAAAGUCAGCCCCUCGCUCGCUGGCUUGCGGACCUCCGUGGGGAGCAGAGAAGCGCGCAGCAGUGCCUCGCCUCGCCCUGGCGCUGCCGCCGCCUGCCCAGGAGAUGGGCGCCCGUGCCUGACUUGCUACCACCACCUGAGAACGCCCUUCGCGUCCCCUGGGUUGUGCCCCGCCGCGCACUGAGAGAAUUCCAGGAACCCAACACUUUGAUUAAGGAGAAGACUGAGGCAGAGAUGGCGCAUCUCCCUCCCAGCAGGAUGAAGAGAGAUCUUCAGAAACCAAAAAUGAAGUUCACUCUUACGUGGCGGUGCUUUGCGCUGUUCCUCCUUCUACAUCAACCAACACCAGUUAACCCUGCCUCUUCAAAUGACACCCAUCCAACAGUUGAACCUGAGCCAUUUCUGUACGUCAUAGGACGCAAGAAGCUGAUGGAUGCACAGUACAAAUGCUAUGACCGAAUGGAACAGCUACCUCCAUACCAAGGAGAAGGUCCCUACUGCAACCGGACCUGGGAUGGAUGGAUGUGCUGGGACGACACUCCAGCUGGAGUCCUGAGCUUCCAGUACUGCCCAGAUUAUUUUCCAGACUUCGAUCCAACAGAAAAGGUUACAAAAUAUUGUGAUGAAACAGGAGUUUGGUUUAAACACCCUGGGAACAACCAAACCUGGUCCAACUAUACUAUGUGUAAUGCGUUCACUCCUGAGAAACUACAGAAUGCGUACGUGCUAUACUAUCUGGCUAUUGUGGGUCAUUCUCUGUCGAUUUUCACCUUGGUGAUUUCCCUGGGGAUUUUUAUGUGUUUCAGGAGUCUUGGUUGCCAGCGGGUGACCCUGCAUAAGAACAUGUUUCUGACUUACAUUCUGAACUCUAUGAUUAUCAUCAUCCACCUGGUUGAAGUUGUGCCCAACGGCGAGCUGGUGAGAAGGGAUCCGGUGAGCUGCAAGGUUCUGCAUUUUUUCCACCAGUACAUGAUGUCCUGCAACUAUUUCUGGAUGCUCUGCGAAGGGAUCUACCUGCACACGCUGAUCGUGGUGGCCGUGUUUGCCAAGCAGCAGCACCUGCGCUGGUACUACCUCCUGGGCUGGGGGUUCCCACUGGUGCCAACCACUAUCCACGCUAUUACUCGAGCAAUCUACUUCAAUGACAACUGCUGGAUGAGCGUGGAGACCCAUCUGCUUUACAUCAUCCAUGGCCCAGUGAUGGCAGCUCUGGUGGUCAAUUUCUUCUUUUUGCUCAACAUCGUCCGGGUGCUAGUGACCAAGAUGAGGGAAACCCACGAAGCAGAGUCACACAUGUACCUGAAGGCUGUGAAGGCCACCAUGAUCCUGGUGCCCCUGCUGGGAAUCCAGUUUGUCGUCUUCCCCUGGAGGCCCUCCAACAAGAUUCUUGGGAAGAUCUACGAUUACCUCAUGCACUCUCUGAUUCACUUCCAGGGAUUCUUUGUGGCGACUAUCUACUGUUUCUGCAACAAUGAGGUCCAGACCACCGUGAAGCGCCAAUGGGUACAGUUUAAAAUCCAAUGGAACCAGCGCUGGGGAAGACGCCCCGCCCACCGUUCCGUUUCCCGCACUGCAGCCUCGGCUGAGGAAGGCGGCAUCCCCGUUUAUAUCUACCACCAGGAGCCCAGGAAUGACCCGGCCCACAGCCUAGGCGAGGAGGGUGCCGAGAUCAUCCCCUUGAACAUCAUCGAGCAAGAGUCAUCUGCUUGACUGUGAAGCCAACACAGCAUCGUGCUCACUGAGCCUUCAUCACCUGGGGGAAAGAUAGACCAUGCAUUUAAAGUGACCCCCCUCCUCCAGGAGCUGAGCAUAUCAUUUGUGAAGAAUUAGUAAGUGAAUUUGUCCAUAGUGAAUCUGGAGAGAGUUAUCCUUGGUACUAUUGCUCUGGGAGACAGUCUAGGAAUGGAGUCUCCCACUGCAACUUGUGAACUCCAUCAUUCACCCAAGACUGAAAUGCAGAUGACAUAGUAGUACAAGCAAGGUAUCCAAGAAAAACACAAAUUGACCUAGUGCAGAUACAGGGUGCUCCUUGUUAAUCUUGAGCCAUUUAUACCUUUGAAAAAUUAAAAUCACUGUCAAUAUUUUUUCUUUUUAACUCUAGAUUUUGAAUCAGACUUUCUGUAUUUGGCUAUGGAUCUGAUUUUUAAUCUUUUUAUUUCGAUCAAUUCUGAUGUAUUGAAAUGUUCUACCAUCCAUACAGUGUAAACCGCACAAAUUACACGACCUCUGUGGACACAGUGGCUUUUUAACAUCAAGAUGACUAAGCACGCGGGGGAAGAGGGGAAGAGACCUGCAUCUGGCAGGAAGACCUAAUGCUUUGAAAGACAAAUUUAGAUUCAAUUUGCUGGUAAUAGUACGUGUUCAGCUUGGCUUUGGAUAAGCCUGUCCAUUGGGCAGGCCCAGAGUGCUGUAAGGAAUUGGUCUAAUGUUGACUGUGCUUUGUUUGCUGACAUUAUAAACGGAGGUCACAAAGAAUCCAUCACAAAAUUUUUCAGAAAACUGCCAAAAUCAUAAUUCUUCAUGGAACAAAAUGCUCUUAAAAGAGUUUUCCACUUUCCUAAACUCCAGGAUUUAUAAAGCAAAUCACUCCAAGGUUUAUAAAGCAGAUUACCUCUUGCCCUUGGGUGCUAUCUAGCAGUAAAAGACAAAUUUGUUUAAGACUGGUAAUUACAAGACUCCAUAUAAGUCCAUUAACUGCCUUCCACCCUGCUUCAAAGCUUAACAAGAUCUGGCGUUCCCAGGAAGAUUCAGUAGUGCUAAUUGGAAAUCAGUUUGUGGUUGACCUCUUGUUUGCUGCUAUUAGCAAAACAGGAGGGGAAAAAUGUAACUCCUACAAGUUUAACCAUAUUAAUUCAUGUUCAAAGUAAAAUUUCUCAUUAAAACCCAGUAGUUUAUUUCCACAUCUCUUUAGUUCUCAGCAUAAGAUCUUUGAAAAUCCCUGAAUAACCUGGAAUCAUCACUGGCAUCUGAAAUUAAUUUGUGAAUUUGCAACAGUAAUAGUUCUCAUUUAAUUUGGAUGCUAAAUAAGUUGAAACUUUCCAAAUCUCCAGUCUCAUCUAUAUCAUUUAUGCCACUGCCUUUCAGAAGCAAUUAAGUUGUGGAAAAACAAUCAAUUGAUUUGCUCUGGUUACACAUUUAGUGCACUCAGAGAAAAAUUCUAUUUCUCCAGUGAAAAUGUAUUUUGGAUACUAAAGUAGUUUAAGUCUCCUUUACUGCAUGUAAGGGAGGAAUUGAAAAGAAGGUAUUUUUUCAAUCACAGUGUUAUGUAUUAACAUUCCUAUUUUUGUUUACAGACAUGAAAAACAGUAUUUCAGGCAGCUCUAGUACAAAUGUGAUAAUAUAUUGCUAAAAUAUUUUAGGUGUUAUUGUGCUAAUAUAGUAGGGGCUGAAGAAAACAAAAUAGCUUAAAAUAGAAUUGCACAUAGUGCCAAAAUGAUGUGAAAUGCUUAUGUUAUAUAUAUAUGUGUAUGUGUGUAUAAAUUAAUAGAGUAUGUGAAAAGCAAAAAGAUGUAUAUUUGCAUUAUUUUUCUACAGAAAUAUAUUGUUCAUCUCUUCAUUCAUU